CCUUUCUGUAAAAGAUGAAUACAAUAAGAGAUCAUUCAUCGAUUUUUAUUCUUUCUGUUUUAGUUUUUGGUUUGGUCAUGUGCAGUAGACUCCAUCAUUCAACUGCCGCAGACACAAUCUCUUCCGGUGAUUCUAUAACUGGAAAUCAAACUAUAACAUCAAGAGGUGAAAAUUUUGUAUUGGGUUUCUUCAAACCAGGUAAUAAUACAUCUCGUAAUCAUUAUAUAGGUAUUUGGUACAAAAAAGUCUCAAUUCAAACUGCUGUUUGGGUUGCUAACAGAGAUGCACCUAUUCUUGAUCCAUUUUCUUCAAAGUUAACACUUUCAGGUGGAAACUUAGUUUUACUUAAUAAUUCAAGUAAAACACCAGUUUGGUCUACCGAUUUAGCUUCGAAUACUCUGGCUACAACUCAAGUAGUUCUUCGCGAUGAUGGAAACCUUGUUUUAAUAGAUGGGUCUAAUCCAUCAGUUGUCAUGUGGCAGAGUUUUGAUUAUCCAACUGAUACUUGGAUACCUGGUGGAAAACUUGGGUUCAAUAAAAGAACAAACCAAACCCAGCAACUUAUUUCAUGGAGAAGUCGAGAAGAUCCAGCCACGGGAUCUUACAACCUAGAAAUAGGACCAAAUGGAAUACCUCAGUACAUCACAUACUGGAACAAGUCCAAAGAAAUUUGGAAAAGUGGGGAAUGGGAUGAAAAAUUAAAAACUCUUCGGUUACUUCCUGAAAUGAGAUUAAAUCACUUUUUCAAUUUUAGUUUAAUUUCAAAUGUAAACGAGAGUUACUUUACUUAUUCAAUCUCCAACAAAUCUACUAUUCAUAGAUUUGUAAUGGAUAUUUCUGGCCAAAUCAAGGAAACUACAUGGUCAGAAAGCACGCAGAAUUGGACUCUGAAGUGGCUUCAACCCAAACGGUUGUGUGAUGUUUAUAGUAUUUGUGGACCUUAUGGCAAUUGUAACCAGGAUACUUGGAAGUGUGAGUGUUUGCCAGGUUUCGAGCCAAAGUCACCUAGAGAUUGGAGUCUCCAGGAUUCAACUGGUGGCUGCGUCAGGAGCACGCCUUUGCAGUGUACGAGUAUAAUUGGUUUUUCACCAAUCACAGCCUCAAAAUUGCCUGAUAACCCACGGAUUCCAAAUAUCAAUGGCACAAAAGAAUGCACAUCAGCUUGUCAAGGUUCAUGUGGUUGCAUUGCUUACGCUUUCCUUGACAAUGGAUGCCGAAUUUGGGAUGAAGAUAUUAUAAAUUUCAAUCAAUAUAAUAAAUCAUCUGGCGGAUCAACAACUUUCAAUCUUAAACUUGCAGCUACUGAUAUCCGUAGCACCAUCCCUAUCCCUAGCAGUCCCGCACCUGCCACUACUGCUCAAGUCAGAAAGAGAAACGCGAUAGUUUUGAUGAUCGUCAUACCUGUUUUUGCUUUGGUGGCAACUAUCAUGGGCGUUUUAUACAUUUAUUUGUUCCAGAGAAAUAAGGCGAAUAAAAGAAGAGGACUGAAAGGCCUCCAAGGAGUGUUGGCCGAAUUGCUGAAAUCCAAGGCUACCUACAACGACACUCCAGAUACAAAUAAGUUUGAUGAUGGUAACACGGAAGGAGAAACUCAAGAAUUGCAAAUAUUUAACCUUGCUUGUUUAUCCAAUGCCACAAACAACUUCAGCUUGAAUAAUAAAUUGGGAGAAGGAGGCUUUGGGCCAGUUUAUAAGGGAAAACUACAAAACGGGCAGGAAAUUGCUGUGAAAAGACUGUCGACAGACUCUGGGCAGGGCAUUGAAGAGUUCAAGAACGAGGUUGUAUUGAUCUCCAAGCUUCAACACCGUAACCUUGUGAAACUGUUGGGUUGUUGCGUUGAAGGAAAAGAAAACAUGUUAAUUUAUGAGUACAUGCCCAAGGGAAGCCUGGAUGCAUUUCUAUUUGAUCCAAGGAAGAAAGAACAACUAGAUUGGGAUAAGCGCUUUGGUAUUAUUGGAGGGAUUGCUAGGGGCCUUCUCUAUCUUCACCGUGAUUCUCGCUUAAGAGUUAUUCAUAGAGAUCUCAAAGUCAGUAACAUUCUAUUGAAUGAUAACAUGAAUCCAAAAGUUUCAGACUUUGGAAUGGCAAGGAUAUUUGGUGGUGAUCAAAUUAUAGCUAAUACUAACAGGGUCGUUGGUACAUUUGGGUACAUGUCUCCAGAGUAUAUAAUGGGAGGAACAUUUUCAGAAAAAUCUGAUGUCUUUAGUUUCGGAGUGCUAAUACUAGAAAUUGUAAGCGGUAAAAAAAAUAACAGCUUUUAUAACCCUGAAGAACCUCUCAACCUUCUACUUCAUACUUGGAGACUCUGGAAUGAAGACAAAUGGUCAGAGGUUGUUGAUGAAGGUUUGGGUGAUUUGUAUUCUCCAUCAGAAGUGAUAAAAUGCAUACAUAUUGGUUUGUUAUGCGUUCAGAAUAGAGCAAUAGAUAGGCCAACCAUGGCUGAAGUGGAUUUCAUGCUAAUGAGUGAAACUGAUCGUCCAGCUCCGAAAGAACCUCCAUAUAGUUUGUCAGCAUCGUCCGAUAAUCCGGGUUCCUCAAAUAACAAUGUCACUUUGAGUGCGGUUGAAGGUCGUUAGUAAUUAAACUAAAUAAACAAACGAAGGUACCUCGUAAUAUAAAGUUUAUGAAAGUUUGAUGUUAACGUAGUUUCUUCGGUGGUUCGUGUAUGUGUAAUGGAUGUUGUGUUGUGUAUUUGUUAGUUUGUCCCUUCUCUUUAGAAA
Molecule: messenger RNA, 2720 nt
Organism: Papaver somniferum (opium poppy)
Lineage: Eukaryota; Viridiplantae; Streptophyta; Magnoliopsida; Ranunculales; Papaveraceae
Product: G-type lectin S-receptor-like serine/threonine-protein kinase At1g11300
Exons: 7
Coding region: 15-2576 (853 amino acids)
Biological process (GO): protein phosphorylation; recognition of pollen
Molecular function (GO): protein serine/threonine kinase activity; ATP binding
Source: RefSeq, a predicted model, not a curated record